AUGGCCUCGUCUUUGGACCUUGAGGACAGCCUUGCCUCUGAAUGCCGGCACCCCUCCUGCAUUCAGAGGGAGUUCAGGAUCCGGGAGUUGGAGGACGUGCUGGAGAUGAGGUCGGCCGGCAGAUCUAAUGAGGAGGAGGACGUGGGGGAGAUGGGAUCGGCCGGCAGAUCUAAUGAGGAGCAGGAGGACGUGGGGGAUGGGAUCGGGCCGGCAGAUCUAAUGAGGAGCAGAGGAGGGGGAGAUGGGAUCGGCCGGCAGAUCUAA
This is a messenger RNA of Knipowitschia caucasica, 264 nucleotides long. The record is from the annotation of a GenBank genome assembly. Lineage: Eukaryota; Metazoa; Chordata; Actinopteri; Gobiiformes; Gobiidae.